AUGCAAGCAGAUAAACGUUAUGCUAAAGCAAAUAAUGAAAAAACACUAGAUUAUGACACAGAGAAAGAGAAAUCAUGGUUGACAUAUUAUCAAGAUUGCAAAGGAGAAUUUCAAGUAACGAAUGAUAAAAUAAAUAUUAAAAGUUUCUGUAAUUCAGUACCCACUAUAACAAUAUUGAUUCAAAACGUGUACCCGAACAUUCAAAAUAUAUCUUCUAAAUCAUUGAAAUGGUUUCAAGAAAGGGCUAUUUUGUCACCAACAAAUGAGCAAGUCGACAAAAUAAAUGAUUUGAUUUUAUCUAGGUUUGACGCUCAAUCACAAAUGUACUAUUCAGUUGAUACAGUUUUAGAAAAAGAGGAUGCAGUCCAUUUCCCAACUGAAUUUCUUAACUCUUUAACACCUCCUGGAGUCCCACCACAUAAACUGAUUUUAAAAAUAGGGGCACCUAUUAUUUUAAUGAGAAAUUUGAGCCCACCCACACUUUGCAACGGUACAAAACUACAAAUCAAAAAAUUGAGAAGUUCAUUACUCGAGUGCAUAAUAUUAACAGGCUGUGGUAAUGGAAAAACUGUUUUAAUACCAAGAAUACCAAUUAUACCCUCAGAUUUACCUUUUAAGUUUAAACGUAUUCAAUUCCCCGUUAAAUUAGCAUUUGCAAUGACUAUAAAUAAGGCACAGGGACAAACACUUAACGUUGCUGGAAUUGACCUAAGCGUUCAAUGUUUUUCUCACGGUCAACUAUACGUCGCCCUGUCACGUGUGACAUCCAAAUUUAAUUUGUAUAUUUUUGCCCCUGAUCCAGAAAAAGUUGAUAACGUUGUUUAUAAAGAAAUUUUUUAA
Messenger RNA from Aphis gossypii (cotton aphid), 840 nucleotides. RefSeq names its product ATP-dependent DNA helicase PIF6-like. Bases 1 to 840 code for a protein of 279 amino acids. The record is from RefSeq and is a predicted model, not a curated record. Lineage: Eukaryota; Metazoa; Arthropoda; Insecta; Hemiptera; Aphididae. The transcript has 2 exons.